Molecule: messenger RNA, 1431 nt
Organism: Naegleria fowleri
Lineage: Eukaryota; Heterolobosea; Eutetramitea; Acrasida; Naegleriidae
Exons: 2
Coding region: 1-1431 (476 amino acids)
Source: RefSeq, a predicted model, not a curated record
AUGAGAACCAAGCUCAUUCAGAAAAUCACGUCCAAUAAUUUCGAUUUGAGUGGAGCCUGUGCAGCCUUUCAUAAUUUAUUUGCCAUUCAUCACUUCAGUAAUGAGAAUAAUCGAUUGGAAAUAUUUGCUGUUGUUAACGAUGAACCAAGUCUGUCCGUAGCUGAUGAAAAAAAGAGCGGUGGCUCCGAUCAUCAUGAUGAUCGUCAUACCGAACAUUUGAGUGAACCAAAGAGUAGUAAUACAAUUAGCGCAACUACCACUCAGAGCACAAUUUCUCAAAAACUGCAUGAGUUGAACGAAGUAAAAUUAUUCUGUGUAGUUCCGCUUUCAACUUUAUUUGAAGAACGAAAUUUAGUGAUUUGUAUUAUGAAUGAUAAUUCAAAGAAAUUAAUUUACAUUUCAAAAUUUGUUAAGGCUGGAGAAUAUGUGGUGAAAGAGUUGGAAAAUCAAACUCCUUCAUUUAUCAAUGAUUCACUAGAUGCUGAUUGUUUGAUGAGUUCAUGUUCCUCUGGAUAUUUUUGUUAUUAUUCACCUUCACAACAUUUGUUGCAAAUCAUCAAAAUCAAUAUUUUAAAUCAACAGCAAUUAUCUUUUGAAAAAAUUGCUGAUAUUGACAUUUUCUCAAAGAAAGCAUAUAGCUUACAACUAACCCAUUCACAUGUAGUUCUAGGCCAACUUAAUUCAAUCCAAGUGUGUGACUGGAAAUAUCAGCAAAUGAAGCUAAAUAGCGGUGACACUACUGCUUCUUCCAUGACCACUUCCAGCCUCAAAGCCACAGGAAGAAUUAUUUAUUUACCGAAAAUUACAAAAACAACUAAGAAGAAAUCCAAACAAGGGGCUGUUAAGAAUGGACUUUUAAUUCCCAAGAAGGAAGAGUCAGAUACGAGUGAAGGAAAAACUGAUCAAGGUACAUCAUCUUCAGAAAAGAAUCCAAGUGCUACCACUAGUUCAGAGCAAGACACAGUUUCUACCAUUAGCAAGCAACGUGAUGAAAAGGUAAAAUCUGUGAAAAGCCUCAGCAACAACUCUUUCGUCAUUCUCUCGAGUUUGGGUAAUCUCUAUUUUUUAAAUUGCAGCAAGGAAGAUGGGGAUGUUUUUGUUAAGCUCGCUUUGCCAAUAGCAAACGACAAGCUUUCAAAAAUUUCUUCAUUUGAUAUUAUGAGUAAUCAACUUGAUUCUCUCUAUAAUUCGCCCAUUUCAUCCCUUCUAGUUCUUGCGUUUGACAACUCUGAAAGUAUAGUUAUGACAUCUUUGAAAUCAUUUUACUCUCUUCAGCAAUCAAAACAGCCACAAUCAAAAGAACCAGGUUUGGUUGAUAUUGGAAUUGACAACACCUUUAAUUUAACAGAUGCUGUGUUUGAAUUGUGUUUAGUGGGCAACAAUUUGAUCGUUGCUGACAGAAAAGAAAUUUGCAUGUACCAAAUAUUUUAG